AUGCUUAUGCAAAAGGGUUUGAAGCCAUCCUCGUAUCUGAAGACCGGAACUACAAUUGUUGGGUUGGUUUUUCAGGAUGGUGUCAUUCUUGGAGUUGACACACGAGCCACUGAAGGCCCCAUUGUUGCUGAUAUAAAUUGCGAGUUAAAACUUGUGGCAGAAGCAAUUUGCUCCGUUCCUUCGUCGUUGGCUUCUUGCGCCGAUCAACGCUUCUCUAGCAGUCUUUGUGGCCUUGCUACUGGCUCCACCUCCUUCACCACAAUGCCUCAUUUCUCUCCUCUUCUGUUGUGGUUCUUGACUGCCACCAGUCUCCUUUCUCCUUAUGGGGGAGAUUUUUGGGGCUGA
Molecule: messenger RNA, 345 nt
Organism: Salvia splendens (bonfire salvia)
Lineage: Eukaryota; Viridiplantae; Streptophyta; Magnoliopsida; Lamiales; Lamiaceae
Product: proteasome subunit beta type-10-like
Exons: 1
Coding region: 1-345 (114 amino acids)
Cellular component (GO): proteasome core complex
Source: RefSeq, a predicted model, not a curated record